AUGGAACCGAUUAAUAAUGAUGAUGUUAUCACCUUGACACAGAAAUACAAGAAACUGAAACCACCAGAAUUUGCAGGGGGAAUUGAACCAUUAAAAGCGGAAGCAUGGGUAUUAGAAACUAAAAAGAUUUUUGAAGUGUUUCCGUGUACAGAUGUCUAUAAAGUUCUGUUAGCAACAUUUACUCCAACAGAAGAAGCUCGAAGAUGGUGGAUGCUCGUACGAGGUGAGAAUAGGGACUUAACAUGGGAUCGAUUUAAAGAGACGUUUUAUGAAAAAUAUUUUCCACAAUGUAUGCGAGAUAGGAAGAUAUCUGAAUUUGAACAGUUGAAGCAAGGCACUAUGUCAAUAGCGGCAUAUGAAAGUAAAUUUACUGAAUUAGCCCAUUAUGCUCCCCAUAUGGUUGAUACAGAUUACAAGAAGGCAAGGAAAUUUGAGGGUGGCUUACAUGUUGAGAGCCUUGAUGGCUGA
Camellia sinensis is the source of this 468-nucleotide messenger RNA. RefSeq lists its product as uncharacterized. NCBI's taxonomy places the organism in Eukaryota, Viridiplantae, Streptophyta, Magnoliopsida, Ericales, Theaceae. The record is from RefSeq and is a predicted model, not a curated record.